This is a messenger RNA of Python bivittatus (Burmese python), 3699 nucleotides long. NCBI's taxonomy places the organism in Eukaryota, Metazoa, Chordata, Lepidosauria, Squamata, Pythonidae. The record is from RefSeq and is a predicted model, not a curated record.
UGAAGGCUUCUAUUUUCUCCACUUCCCCCCAGCAAGGAAUGCUGUGACUGUGGAUGGUCCAGAACGCUGCCCGAGGAAGGAGAGCCAGCGCCAGCCCUGGGCUAAAAUAACCAGACUGGAAAAGAGCAAGGAAGGGAGGGGGAAGCAAAACACAGAGAAGAAAACAGCUACAGAACACACAUCCCCUCACAACAUCUUCACACAUUGCCGUGCCUUGUUGAGAAAUACAGCUAUAUAAGUCCACACACAGAAACCACACAGUUUAUCUGUUUUCCUUUGCCACCAUGUGUCAUCGUCUUUGGCAGAAUUAAGAAGCAGCCACUGGCAUUUCGGCCUGAAAAAGGGACGCAUGAGGAGGAAGAAGAGCCAGCAAACCUCAGAAUCAGUCUCCAGACAUCUGUCCUAUUUCUGCAGUAGCAACGUUGUAAAGUAGACAAGAGAUUUUAAAAAAAAGGUGUGAGUGGGAAGAAAAAAGGAACUUCUAGGGGAUUCUCCUACUUUUUUUUUUUUUUUUGAAAAAAAAAAAAUCAGAGAGAGAGAGUGCCGCACACAGAUUUUUCUCUUCUCAAUAUUGCACACGGACAUUCACUUGCACGGACACCAACCAUGAUGUUUCGAGACCAGGUUGGAGUGCUGGCAGGUUGGUUCAAAGGCUGGAACGAGUGUGAACAGACGGUCGCUUUGCUUUCCUUACUGAAGCGAGUCAGUCGGAGUCAGGCCCGUUUCCUUCAGCUCUGCCUCGAGCAUUCCCUGGCUGACUGCACAGAACUGCACGUUCUGGAAAAUGAAGCCAACAGCCCUGGAAUCAUUAACCAGUGGCAGCAAGAAUCAAAGGACAAAGUAAUUUCUCUAUUGCUCACCCACCUGCCUUUGCUGAAGCCAGGGAAUAUUGAAGGAAAAGUGGAGUACAUGAAACUCCUUCCCAAAAUCCUGGCUCAUUCAAUCGAACACAAUCAACACAUAGAGGAGAGCAGGCAACUCCUGUCCUAUGCUUUGAUCCAUCCUGCCACAUCCCUGGAGGACAGGAGUGCUCUUGCCAUGUGGUUGAACCACUUGGAGGACCGCACAUCAGGGACUUUUGGCAGCCAAAACAGAGGCCGGUCUGACUCGGUGGAUUACGGGCAGUCACAUUACUAUCACCAAAGACAGAACUCGGAUGAUAAACUCAACGGGUGGCAGAGCUCUCGGGACUCUGGCAUAUGUGUGAAUGCCUCCAGCUGGCAGGAUAAAAACCUGGGGUGUGAGAAUGGUCACCUCCCUCUCUAUUCCUCGUCCUCCGUUCCUGCAACCAUCAACACGAUUGGGACUGGCACAGGCACAAUUCUCUCGAGUCAGACCCAUCACAGCCCUCUGAAACGGUCUGUGUCCCUUACCCCACCCAUGACUGUGCCUAGCCAGCCCCUAGGACACGGAUGGAUGUCUCAUGAGGACUUGCGGGAUAGAGGACCUCAGGGCAUCCCUUCCGAUCAUGCCCCCUUGUCUCCGCAAAGCAGUGUAGCCUCUUCAGGGAGUGGUGGGAGUGAACAUUUAGAAGAUCAGACUUCUACUCGUAACACAUUCCAGGAAGAAGGGAGUGGUAUGAAAGAUGUUCCUGCCUGGCUCAAAAGUCUGCGCCUCCAUAAGUACGCUGCCCUUUUUUCCCAGAUGACAUACGAUGAAAUGAUGUCCUUGACUGAAUGUCAGCUUGAGGCUCAAGAUAUUCUGGAAGGAGGCAAUCUACGCCUCCCGCUGCAGGAGCUUCACCAAAUGAUCCUUACCCCAAUCAAAGCAUACUCUUCUCGGAACCUGACAGUGGAUGAGCACAGCCGGGAUUCUCAGCUCCAUCGACCAACUUCUCUGAUUGGCUCAGACAACCCAGGGUCAGAUUGCAAGGACUCGGCCUCAGGAGGGAUGCAGCAUCACACCUUACCAGGUUGUGAGGGAGAAUCUGGAGGGGCCCCUUUGCCAGAAGGUGACAUCCCAGGACAGUUUACUAAAGUGAUGGGGAAAGUUUGUACCCAGCUCCUUGUCUCCAGACCUGAUGAGGAGAAUAUAAGCUCCUAUCUGCAACUCAUAGACAAAUGCCUAAUUCAUGAGGCAUUUACAGAGACACAGAAGAAAAGACUGUUGUCAUGGAAACAGCAGGUGCAAAAACUAUUCAGGUCUUUCCCUCGCAAAUCCAUCUUAGAUCUCUCGGGAUACCGGCAGCAAAGGACCCGAGGUUUUGGCCAGUCAAACUCCUUACCGACAGCUGGAUCUGCAGGUGCAGGAAUGGGCAGGAGAAACCUACGCCAGUUCCAAAUCCCCUCCCGGAAUCUCCCCACCACGCGGCUGGGGCUUUUGGGUCCCAGUGGCCUCCUAGGAGCCAGCCAGCGCAACGGAGCUGCCAAUCCCACCAUCUUAAAGCAAGGAAGACAGAAUCUUUGGUUUGCAAAUCCAGGAGGAAGUAACAGUAUGCCCAGCCGAAGCCAUAGUUCUGUACAGAGGACCCGCUCACUGCCUGUCCACACCUCUCCGCAGACAAUGCUUAUGUUUCAGCAACCUGAGUUCCAGGUCCCAGUGACAGAACCUGAUAUCAAUAAUAGGCUGGAGUCCUUAUGCCUCAGUAUGACUGAACAUGCCCUGGGAGAUGGUGUUGACAGAACCUCAACUAUCUAGAAGAUGGAAGAAUCUGCAGUGACAGCGCUGGCCGUGAGAAAAUUUGGCUGCUGGACCAGUGGUAGAUUUGAUGAGUCCCUUGUCAUGCUAAGGAUCCCUGGAGAUACUUUGCAUCCUUUUCAUUGCUGUUUCCUUCUGUUCUUCUCUCUGCCUUCUCUCUCUUCUCCAUCUCUGUUUUCAUUUUGUGAAGGGCUGCUUAUCUUAAUGGUUAAGUCAGAAGCAACACAGCAGUUGUGUCAUCGGAGACAGCACACACACAAAGAAAACAUCUGGAGGAAGCAAAGCAAGUUGGGGGGCUUCACCUAAGGGCUGGCAUCCUGGUGCAUGUCUUAAAAGUAUCUAAGGGCAGGCAUCUUAGUAGCAAGGGAAUAGGCAAGAGGUCUCCAGUGGAAUUGGGGGCGAGGGGCAUGUUAGAUGCAAGUCUUCUAUAUGAAGGAGACAUUUAAGUAUAUUAUUGAAGCAUGGUCAAGAAGAGGGGAAUAAUGCAUUGGCUGUCUGUAAAUAUGAGCUGUAUUUCACUGACAUUCAAGCCACAAUGGGAGCUGUGGUUUCAUUGAGUGGGAUGGAACGGAAACACAGAAGGCCAAUUGGUUUUGCCUCAGUGACAUUAAAAAAACUAGCUUUGAAUCCUGAGCAUUGUUUACAAAUGAAGGCGGAUAGAAAAGAGCAUGUUACACGUGCUUCAAACUCCACCUUCCUUCUUCUCCUGCAGAGAAACAAUGGGGUAAGCCAGCCUAAUUUCCAAACUUGCCCCUGGAGAGCCAUCGUGCAUGGCCAAAGUUCCUGCUGCUCUGGGAAACUACCAGUGCCCCAGUCCCAGUUGCCACGUUCCUGUAUGAGAUUGUAUGUACAUGGUGCAGAUGAAAUCUCUUGAAGAGAUCCAGUGGCCGGGAUAAGGACACCCCAAGAGAAAGGGAAACCAGCAGGUUCAGCUAGUCCAAGAAGAAACAGAUCAAAGCCCUGUGAUCUUGGAGGAACCAGGGAUUCCCACUUUUCUUCUCAUCUUGCCAUAAUAAUAGAUCUUUUGCAUGGUACCUGUGGGUGUGUGCGUGUGUGUGCGUG